AAAGGAAAUAGUCCUCUUAUAGCAUAGAAGCUACUUCAAGCGUUCAGCUCUGUAACGGCUACCUCUAGCUGAGUUGUGGCCACAAUGCAGCAGGACCUACAAGAAGACCUAGCCAUACCCGGAGAAACAGAUGUCUUCUGUGAAGGAAUAUCUUCCAGGCUCCCGGAAAUCAUGUCAGUAGGAUCGCAAUCAUUCUCCCCUGGAGGCCCCAAUGGGAUCAUUAGAAGUCAGUCCUUUGCUGGCUUCAGUGGUCUGCAAGAAAGACGCUCUAGAUGUAAUUCCUUCAUCGAAAAUUCCUCUGCGCUCAAGAAGCCCCAAGCAAAGGUGAAGAAAAUGCAUAACUUGGGACAUAAGAACAGCACCAUGCCCAAAGAGCCCCAGCCAAAAAGGAUGGAAGAGGUCUACAGGGCCUUAAAGAAUGGACUGGAUGAGUAUCUGGAAGUUCACCAGACAGAGCUGGAUAAGUUGACUACUCAGUUAAAAGACAUGAAAAGAAACUCCCGCCUGGGAGUGCUGUAUGAUCUAGAUAAGCAAAUCAAAGCAAUUGAAAGAUAUAUGAGAAGACUGGAGUUCCACAUUAGUCAGGUGGAUGAGCUGUAUGAAGCCUAUUGUAUCCAAAGACGACUCUGUGAUGGUGCCAGCAAAAUGAAGCAAGCAUUUGCAAUGUCUCCUGCCAGCAAAGCAGCUCGAGAGAGUCUGUCUGAAAUCAACAGAAGUUACAAGGAGUAUACAGAGAACAUGUGUACCAUUGAAGCAGAACUGGAAAGCCUAUUGGGGGAGUUUUGCAUCAAGAUGAAAGGUCUGGCUGGCUUUGCUCGUCUCUGUCCUGGAGAUCAGUAUGAGAUCUUUAUGAGGUACGGGCGACAGCGAUGGAAACUAAAAGGCAAAAUAGAAGUGAAUGGCAAACAGAGCUGGGAUGGAGAAGAAAUGGUCUUCCUUCCUCUGAUUACUGGGCUGAUUUCCAUUAAGGUCACAGAAGUUAAAGGACUUGCUACUCACAUCCUGGUGGGAAGCGUAACCUGUGAAACAAAGGAUCUGUUUGCAGCCCGUCCUCAGGUGGUUGCUGUUGACAUCAAUGAUCUUGGCACGAUAAAGCUGAACCUCGAAAUCAUCUGGUAUCCAUUUGAUGUUGAGGACCUCACCCCCUCCACGGGAAAUGUGAACAAGGCAUCUGCUCUCCAACGGAGGAUGUCUAUGUAUAGCCAAGGCACUCCAGAAACACCAGUCUUCAAGGAUCGCUCAUUCUUUAAAUGGUUGCAUCGUCCACAAGACAAGCUGCAGUUGACAGCUUUUGAUGCUCUGCAAGACACUUUCUUUGACAAGCUUCGGCGUAGUCGCUCUUUUAGUGACCUGCCAUCUCUCAGGCUGAGGCCUAAACCAGGGCUUGAGCUCUAUUCCAAUUCACCAGACGACAUUUUUGAAAAUGGGAUGACAUCCACCGAGAAGAGACCCCUCUCUUUCACUUUUGGUGAUAUGCCCUAUGAAGAUGGAGUUCCCCCAGCCAACUUGAAUUCUUCCUCAGCCACUGUCAGUUCCAAUCCUGAAAUUACUACAGAGCGCAGUGCUCGCAAAUCCUUAAACUCAAUCUUGGACAGUACUAGUACAAACUCAUCCAUGGACUCCACACCUGAGUCAAAAGACUUCAAAUCACAGCUAGAGCACACACCAGUAAAUGAAGACAAGAAAUUUUCAAGAGCUGCUUCUGAAGGUUGCCAAAAGCUUUCAGGUGCUGGAAACGAUGCCCUCUUCAUAGAUACUAGUGUCCCUGUGUCUCUUCUCCAGGAUACAGAUGAAGUGUCAGAGCUAAAACCUGUGGAACUGGACACGUAUGAAGGCAACAUCACUAAACAGCUGGUAAAAAGUCUUACCUCAGUGGAGGUUCCAGUGAUACCUGAAAGGCUGCAGUGUGAGGGAUCAAUAAGUGGGGAAUCAGAAGGAUAUAAGUCUUACUUAGAUGGAAGCAUAGAAGAAGCCUUGCAAGGGCUUCUUCUAGCACUUGACCCACAUAAAGAGCAGUAUAAGGAAUUUCAGGACCUGGACCAAGAAGUGAUGCAUCUAGAUGACAUCCUAAAAUGCAAGCCAGCAGUAGACCGGAGCAGGUCCUCCACUUUAAGUCUAACAGUUGAAAGUGCUUUAGAAAGCUUUGAUUUCCUGAACACCUCUGACUUUGAUGAUGAGGAUGGUGGAGGUGAUGAGGGUUGUAAUGGUGAAGGAGGUGCUGACUCAGUAUUUUCAGACACUGAGACUGAGAAGACUAGUUACAGGACAGAACACCCAGAAGCCAGAGGGCAUCUUAGCGAAGCUUUGACAGAAGACACAGGAGUUGGUACCAGUGUAGCUGGAAGCCCUCUUCCGUUGACCACAGGGAAUGAGAGUCUUGAUGUAACCGUAGUUAAGCAUUUGCAAUAUUGCACACAGCUUGUUCAGCAAAUUGUGUUCUCCAGUAAAGCUCCAUUCAUAGCAAGAAGCCUCCUGGACAAGCUGUCCAGGCAGAUCCUUGUGAUGGAGAACAUAGCAGAGAUCAGUAGCGAAAAUCUGGGAAACAUCAACUCCAUCACUGAAGCAAUCCCAGAAUUUCAUAACAAGCUAUCCUUGCUGUCCUUCUGGACUAAAUGCACUGGUCCCAUAGGGUUGUAUCAUACCUCCGCUGAUAAGAUGAUAAAACAGUUGGAUAUCAAUUUUGCUACUGCUGUGAAUGAAGAGUGCCCAGGACUUGCAGAAACAGUAUUUAGAACCCUGGUGUCUCAGAUCCUGGACCGAACAGAACCGAUCCUCCCCUCCAGCCUGCCGUCAGAAAUUAUAACCAUCUUUCAGUAUUACCAUUAUUUUACCAGCAACAGUGCUAAUGACCUGGGAAGCUAUUUGCUACAGCUUGCAAAAGAAGCUGCAGUGGUUCAGAUGCUACAGUCGUUAAAAAAUGGAAAAUUGAAGCAAAAUAUUGCUGAAAUAACCUCUAGCAACCUUCCACCUCAGCAGGAAGUGCUGAGGGCUUUGGCUUUACUUCUGAUUGAAAACAAAAAUGAAAUCAGUGAGGCGGUGACAUUGCUCCUGUCAACUACAGCAGAAAACAGGCACUUCAGAGAGAAGGCCUUGAUGUAUUAUUGUGAAGCAUUAACCCAGCCGAGUCUCCAUCUCCAGAAGGCAGCUUGCAUGGCACUGAAAUGCCUCAAGGCUACUGAAAGUAUUAAAAUGCUAGCCACACUCUGCCAGUCUGAGGAUGAAGAGAUCAGAAAAAUAGCAUCUGAAACUCUGCUCUCUCUUGGUGAAGAUGGGCGGCUGGCAUAUGAACAGCUGGAUAAAUUCCCUCGGGAAUUUGUUAAAGUUGGAGGCCAUCGUGGGACUGAAGCUGCCACUGCCUUUUAGGUGCAAGAUAACCCACCUACCAUUUUCUAGUGAAAAAGACUGGCUUAAUUCACCAGGGUGGUGCUGUAAUUUAAACUGCCAGUAAAAAUAUAAUCCAACUUUUGAAGCAUGUUAUAAAACUGUCCUGAAAUGCAGCAGCUUAGAUUUUUAAAGAAAAAAAAGCAUGCAAAACGCAGCUCCUGAGUUCCUCUUGGCUCUUUGCCAUAGCUUGCGACAGAAUGGAUAUGUGCUGAAGAAUAAUGCUGCUUCGGAGUGAAUGAUGAGCCUCAGCAAACUUGUAUGAGUUUUUAGAAAUCAGCAUCUGGAUACAUUUCACAGGACUUUGUACUUUUUUUUGCUGAAGUUGUUGUAAAAGCUUGGAAUCUGAUGCUGUAUCUAAAAAGGAGAAGUGGGAGGCCACUCAAGUAGAAUUAUAGAGCACUGCUCUCUGCAUACUAAGCUAAGUGUCUGAUGCCUUGUAGUGUCCCCCUAACACACCACUCAGCUACUCAGUUCUGUUUUAAUAAUGAAAUAUGGAAUGAGUUUUUUCAAAUCAAGCCUUGCCUCCAGAAACAGCAUGACGUAAGCCCCAGGGGAUGUCACUUCAGCUAUUUGCAUUAAAUGCCUCUGCUGAUCUUUUAUUUCCUCUCUCUCGCCCUCAAGUAACGAACCACCAUUAAUCCAGGGAUUUACUUGUGCUAUCAAUCUAUUACGUAGGUUUUGUAGAAAUAAAUGGAAGGUUAACAGAGCUCAUUUUUCAAACCAAGGAAAGGCUAAUAUAGUACAAUUAAUUGCAUAAAUCCCUCAAGUUGGUUUUGUUCCCUAGGUAACAAUAAGGAGUGGGUUUCACGCAUGCUGACUAGUGGAUGGCAGCUUGCUAUAGUGUAGUUCCAUCAUAAAGAACAGCAUACAAAAAAGGAACUUGAGGCUACAAUAAAUGUAGUGUGAAAUAAAUGCAUUUUCUACCCAUUUCAUAAGAGACAGGAUACUUCAAGCUGUUGAUUACAGACUUUAAGUUAACAGAAAAAGAGGUGAGUGCAAUUUUAAGAGAAGGGUGUUCCUGUGCAGCAAUUCAUUUUACAUUAAAUACUAUUUAGAUGUCAGUUAAAGCAUCCAGAUUUUGAUAGACUUAUCUAAGAGAAAGGUUACCGAGAAUUCACUUCAAAAAGAAACCUUGCGCGCCAAAUACACUGGCAGACAGUUUUUGACUGUGAAUGUUACAAUAAUGUACAUAUAUCUGUAUAUUUAUAAAUAUAUAUAUAUAUAUUAUAUAUAUAUAUUCUUCCUUUCGAUUGUUACAUUUGUACAGUUUUAAAUGUUUACUUGUUUACCAGAGGAAAUAAUCCCUUUUUAUCAAAGGUGAGAUAACCAUGUUAUGGUUUUUAUAUCAUAUCUGUUGCAUGACCCGAUUUCUGCCAUGGUGUUCUUUUGUACUGACUUUUGCUUUUUUUUUUGCCAUUUAGUUUUGUGGUAUUUGUACUCAUAUUGCCUGUCACAUUUAAGUUAUAAUAAAGAAUAUUUU
Gavialis gangeticus (Gharial) is the source of this 4864-nucleotide messenger RNA. RefSeq names its product family with sequence similarity 65 member B (gene RIPOR2). The coding region runs from base 85 to 3363 and encodes 1092 amino acids. The record is from RefSeq and is a predicted model, not a curated record. NCBI's taxonomy places the organism in Eukaryota, Metazoa, Chordata, Crocodylia, Gavialidae. The transcript has 23 exons.